GGAGCGUGUGGCCCUGGCUUUGCCUCUCCUCUGGAUGCGAUGAAAGGGCCCCGGGAGGAGAUAUUAUACGUGCCCUGCAUCUACAGGAACACCGGCAGGAACAAACCUGACUUUCUGGCCACUGUGGAUGUCAAUCCCGAAUCUCCAAACUAUUGCCAGGUGAUCCACCGCCUGCCUAUGCCCAACGUGGGGGACGAGCUGCACCACUCCGGCUGGAACACCUGCAGCAGCUGCUUCGGGGACACCACCAAGAAGAGGAACCGCCUGAUCCUCCCCAGCCUGAUCUCCUCCCGCAUCUAUGUGGUGGAUGUAGGAACUGACCCACGAGCUCCCAGGCUUUUUAAGGUUGUCAACCCGGAGGACGUCUUCUGGAAGUGUAACCUGGGCUAUCCCCACACCUCCCACUGCCUGGGCAGUGGUGAAAUCAUGAUCAGCACCCUGGGAGACCCGGCCGGCAAUGGGAAAGGUGGCUUUAUUCUGCUGGAUGGAGAGACCUUUGAGAUCAAGGGGAACUGGGAGAAGGGGGACAAGAGCCCCCCGAUGGGUUAUGACUUCUGGUACCAGCCGCGCCACAAUGUCUUGAUCAGCACUGAAUGGGGAGUCCCGAAAUGCCUGGGAUAUGGGUUUGACCCAAAUGAUCUGAAGAAAGGGCGCUACGGAUGCCGCCUCAACGUGUGGGACUGGACCACUCACACCUACAUCCAGGCCAUCGACGUGGGCGAGGACGCAGCGCCCCUGGAGAUCCGCUUCCUCCACAACCCGGACGCUGCGGAGGGGUUCGUGGGGUGCACCAUCAGCAGCGCCAUCCACCGCUUCUACAGGACCAAGCGAGGAGACUGGGCAGCCGAGAAGGUGAUCCAAGUCCCCAGCAAGAAGGUGGAGGGGUGGCUGCUCCCGGACAUGCCAGGCUUCAUCACCGACAUCCUCAUCUCGCUGGACGACAGGUUCCUCUACUUCAGCAACUGGCUGCACGGAGACGUCCGCCAGUACGACAUCUCCGACACCCGCAGGCCCAGGCUGGUGGGACAGGUCUUCGUGGGUGGCAGCAUCGCCAAGGGAGGGACCGUGGCCAUGUGUGGGGAUGAGGAGCUGCAGAGCCAGCCGGAUGCCUUUGUCAUCCAGGGCAAGAGGGUGUCGGGGGGGCCCCAGAUGAUCCAGCUCAGUCUGGAUGGGAAGCGGCUGUAUGUCACCACGUCCCUCUACAGCGCCUGGGACCAGCAGUUCUACCCGCAGCUCAUCAGGGACGGCUCUGUCAUGCUGCAGCUCGAUGUGGACACAGAGAAGGGCGGCCUGACCGUCAACCAGAACUUCCUGGUGGAUUUCGGGAAGGAGCCAGGCGGGCCCUGCCUGGCGCACGAGAUCCGCUACCCCGGCGGGGACUGCACCUCCGACAUUUGGAUUUAG
Messenger RNA from Cygnus atratus (black swan), 1404 nucleotides. Its product is annotated as methanethiol oxidase-like. The record is from RefSeq and is a predicted model, not a curated record. The transcript has 11 exons. Gene Ontology annotation, molecular function: protein binding; selenium binding. The coding region runs from base 40 to 1404 and encodes 454 amino acids. Lineage: Eukaryota; Metazoa; Chordata; Aves; Anseriformes; Anatidae.